Messenger RNA from Paracoccidioides brasiliensis Pb18, 2661 nucleotides. RefSeq names its product aminodeoxychorismate synthase. The coding region runs from base 1 to 2661 and encodes 886 amino acids. The transcript has a single exon. Gene Ontology annotation, biological process: L-tryptophan biosynthetic process. The record is from RefSeq and is a predicted model, not a curated record.
AUGUCGUAUGAUAGCUCAGUCGACCUGAAUUCCAUUGCUCAGGUUUUAUUUAUCGAUGGUCAUGACUCCUUCGCCCGUAACAUCGUGGAUCUUCUCGAAAGCACAUUGCCCGUGGUGGUCACCGUCGUGUCCAUCGAUGCCAUAUGGCCCGUGGACAAGCAAGCCCUUGCGGAUGAAUAUGAUGCUAUUAUCACCGGUCCGGGACCGGGCACUCCCACCAAUCCAAAUGACGUCGGGUGUAUGCUUCACGUAUGGGACCUGGAAAAUGUUCCUGUCCUGGGUAUUUGUCUUGGGUUUCAAAGCCUCUGUGUCCAAUAUGGAGCCUCCAUUUGCAAGCUUCCUGAACCCCGCCAUGGCAGAGUGGUCACCUUCGUUCAUAGCGGAACAGAUAUCUUCGAAACCUUGCCGGCAAGCUUCGAGGUUACGCUGUACCACUCUUUGCAAGUGCGCCUAGAUCAUGAAAUUGAGUCAUCCGGUGACCUCUCUGAUCGCCAGCGAUGUUGGUUGCCAAGUCCCAAGUGUCCUGAUCUCGUACCUCUCGCCUGGUAUCGCGACAGUGCCACUCCCGGGGAAGCUACUCUGAUGGCUGUUCGCCACUCCAAGAAACCUCUCUGGGGCCUGCAGUUUCACCCUGAAUCUUGCAAAUCUGACAAGGCCUGCCGUGACAUAAUCAGGAAUUGGUGGCUGUUUACGGAGAAUUUCAAUGCCAAACACCGCACGAUCUCCCGAAGGAGACUCGAUCUUUUUGACCCCUUGCGUGUCGAGGAACGUUAUUUCAAUGAUGCGAACGAUAUUGUUGAGUGGUGCAGCUCGUCAACCGACGUGUCGGCGUAUCGUACCAUAAAUCGCGGCAGCUUAACGACGGAGAAAAUUUGUGAACUUGUUGAUGUACCCAAUGUACCAAGUGUGGUUAUCGAUUCGACCUCGAGAUUCAGCAUUAUCUCUGUUCUCAGUCCCGGCGCAUGGACGCUCGAGUACUCGAUCUCUAAACUGACCAGCACGAUCUCACGGCCGUCCGGGUUGAGAUCUACCAAGGAUCUGGCUCCACGGCAGCCAAAACAUGUUUGGGACAUGUUGCGUCGGAUUCUCUCCAAAAAAAAGGUUGUCGAAGGAAAUAAGACCGUCCCGUUUUGGGGUGGCUUUAUGGGCUAUUUCUCCUAUGAAAUGGGCCUUGCCGAAUUGCAUGAUGGAGAAGCUCCGGUAGUUAAAAAAGACGAUACGGUCGACGUUGGUCUGCUCUGGGUCGAGCGGAGUAUUGUGAUCGACCGGAAACUUGAAAAAAUCCACAUUCAGUCCAUCCGAGAGUUUGACGAUCAGCCGGGGGAAUGGAUUGACUUUGUUGCGAGACGACUAACUGGCUUCACAUAUACGAAAUCCAUGGACAAUAUCAUGCUUAAUAUUGCGGUCACCUCCCCAGAACCCCUAGAGGAGACGAACUACCUCAUGCGCUUGAAAUAUUCUGACGAGCAGCUGGCGAACAUGAUGGUCCGUGAAGCCAACAUCGUCAUACCGGACGAGGACAUCUACAAGUCCAAAAUAAAAAUAUGCCAAGAGUACAUCCGCGAUGGCGAGUCGUAUGAGCUUUGUUUGACUGACCAGACAAAAGUCACUCUGCCCCGGUGCGAAUAUAGACAAGAGUCGGACCUUCGUCCCUGGAUUUUGUACAAGCGGCUUCGGAAAUACACCCCGGCCGCCUAUGGUGCGUUCGCUAGAAUUGGGAAAACCAAAAUAAUCAGCAGCAGCCCGGAAUGUUUCAUUCAGUAUGACAGGUACGGCCAGAUCGACAUGAAGCCCAUGAAAGGGACAGUCAAGAAAAGCGAGGGCAUGACGCUCGAGAAAGCAAAAGAAAUCUUGAACACGCCAAAGGAGAUGGGUGAGAACUUGAUGAUUGCAGACCUGAUACGGCAUGAUAUGUUCAAGGUGUGCAAAUCCGGCGGCGUCACGGUGCAUAAGCUGCUUGAAGUGGAGGAUCACCCUCGGGUCUACCAGCUCGUCUCGCACAUCAGAGGCGUUCCAGAAGACCUGCCGCCAUCUCUCAAGGAACGGUGCAAAGUCCAACUUGUAAAAAAGGCCAGUCCGCACGAUUACUCUGCCCUUCGCCAAUGCCUGCCCCCCGGUUCCAUGACCGGCGCGCCCAAGAGGCAGUCGUGCGAACUUCUAGCCAAAAUCGAGGGACAAAAACGCAGAAUCUACUCUGGUGUCAUGGGCUAUUUCGAUGCAGGCGGGGCAGCGUGUUUUUCCGUCCUCAUACGAACAGCAUAUAGUCAAUCCAGUGCCACUGAUGACGAGGAGGUAUGGCAUAUUGGAGCAGGUGGCGCGGUUACAGCGCUCAGCACGCCGGAGGGGGAGUGGGAUGAGAUGGUCACGAAGCUGGAUACGGUUCUGGGGAUAUUCCGCCGUUCACCUGACGGCGAUGGGGUUGCUGAUGCUGAUGCUGAUACCUGCAAGAAGAAGACGUCUGUGAUGCAGGAGAUGUUUCAGGACUAUCCGGGAUAUACUACCGAUUUCAAGGAGGCGGUUGGAGGCAGGUGUUAUAACAUUACGACUGAGAAGGGGGAUGGCCGUUCUACGUUUGUGAGUGAGAGUGUGCUUAUGCCUGUUGACCAGAGGGGCAAGUUGAAGAAGAAGCAGGCUCGAAAGCUUGGACGGAGCAGCAAAUAG